AUGAUUUCCACGAGGGUGAUGGACAUUAAGCUUCGGGAGGCUGCAGAUGGCCUGGGGGAGGAUAGCACAGGAAAGAAAAAAUCCAAAUUCAAAACAUUUAAGAAGUUCUUUGGAAAGAAGAAGAGAAAGGAAUCCCCUUCGUGCACAGGAAGUAGCACCUGGAAAGAAAGUCAGGCAAAGAGUGAGGUCCUUGCCAUCGAGGCAGAGCCUGUUGUGGGCUACGACUCUGAAGAUGAGCUUGAGGAGUCGAGGGGCAUGCUGGGCAGCCGGGCCCUAUCGCACGACAGUAUUUUCAUUCCUGAGUCUGGACAGGACCCUACUCGGCCUGUGCGGGUGUUUUCCCAAGAAAAUGUGUGUGAUCGCAUUAAAGCUCUGCAGUUAAAAAUACAGUGUAAUGUCAAAAUGGGGCCACCACCUCCUCUGGGGGGGCUUCCUGCCAAGCGGGGAGACGAUGCCGGCAUGAGCUCUGAGGACGACGGACUACCCAGGAGCCCCCCAGAGAUGUCUCUGCUGCAGGAUGUGGGUCCUGGCACAACUAUAAAGGUCUCUUUAGUGUCCUCAUCCCGGCCAGUGUCUCCAGACCACGUGAGCGACACCACUGUGUCCCCCCGGACCUCUGACAGCAGCCUGGUGCCUGUGGCUGAUUUUAGUUACCCUCCGGAAUUCUCCUCCUGCCUGGACAACUCUGCAGCCAAGCACAAGCUCCUGGUUAAGCCCCGCAACCAGCGGUCCAGUAAAAUGAGGCGGCUGUCUUCGCGUGCACAGUCUGAAUCCCUGAGUGAUCUGACUUGCACCCCAGAGGAGGAGGAAUUUGAUGAGAAGCCAUUACCCGAAGUCAGCACAGAAGAGAGCUCCAGCUCUGAGCAGCAAGACAUGGUGCUGGACAGAGGCCCUGAGCCCAGGGGAGCAGCCACCUCGCUGCAGCCUGGAGGGCCCCGUGCCAGACGCGCCCGCCUGCAGCACUGCCCAGCGCUCAGUGCCAGCGUUGAGGAGGGGAGCUGCCCUGGGGAUGAGCUCUCAAGCCGCCUGGCCACCCCAGAGGCCACUGAGCCCGUGUCAGUCCCAGCUCCCUGCUUGGAGUCCCCAUCUCUGCCAGAGGGAUCCCCACACCCUAGUCCCGAUGGGGAAAACCAGGAGGAGGAGCUGUCCACCGCAGAAGCAGGUCCCCCGGCUGGGGACACAGCUGGCGAGGUGCUUUCUGCUCCUGGAGUCGUCAGAAGUUCAUUAUCUAUUUCAAUCCCUUUGGGGAACACGACACCUCCCGAGAUUGUCACUACUGACACCUUGGAGAUGCUCUCUGGUCCAGACGGGCCAGACCAAAAUGUCCCAAAGGAAGCGGAGCCGCGGCUGGAAGUGACCUGGCCGGAGGGGACCGGGAAAGACCCUGCCCCGGCGCCCGCCCCGAGCCCCCCAGCGCCCAAGAGCUGCCUGAAGCACAAGGCCUCGGCCGCGAGCGUGGGGCUCGGCGGGUCCCCCGCGCCUGCUGCCACCGAGUUGCCCGCGGGGGAGCCCCGGCCCUGUUCCCCGGACAGAGAGGCCGCCCCGCCGGAGCUCCCCAGGGCCGAGCAGCCCCAGGCCCCGCAGGGGGGUCCCGAGAGGACGGCGCCGAGCGGCGAGCUGCGGGGCCUGAAGAAGUUCUCGGUGUCCUCGUGCAGGGCGCGACCGCGCCCGGGCAGCUCCCGCCUGCCGGAGCCCGCGGGUGAGGCCGGCGGCCGGCGUCCCCUGCUGCGCAGCAGCCUGGCCUGGAGGAGCGAGGCGGCCCUCGAUGACCUGCAGGCGCGCCCUGGGCCCCAGGACGGGAAGCUGCGCCCUCAGUCGCCUGCAGGGGGCGACUCUCAGGACUCAGGGGAUAGAGCGGCCAGCCCGGCCGGGCGGCCCAGGAGCCCUGAGGAGGCGGCGGCCGCGCCGGGCCCGAGCGAGCCCGGCCCGGCCGCCCCGGAGCCGUCCCCGUGUGAGGACAGAAGCCCCUUCCUCGUCAAGCUCCGGUCCACCUCUCUGUCCUUCAGAUACAGAGAGCGCCCCCCCGCCGAAGCCAAGGGACCGAAGAGGUACAGUGCCGAGGUCAGGCUAGAAAGAGCAGGGCUGACGCUGCUCCCGAAAGAUGACAAGUGUCACGUAACAGGGGCCCCCACCCUCCGAGGUGCCAGGUCCCCCAGCGACCAAGGGAAGGGGAAGGCCCGGUCCCCCGAGCAACCGGGCGCCAAGCCGCCCCUGCCCAGGAAGCCGCUGCUGCAGAGCCGCACCCUGCCGCACCCGCCCGCCGACGCCAGCCCCGGGGAGCCCGAGCGAGCCACGCCACCGCCGGAGCCCAGGAAGCAGCGGAGGACGGCGGAGAAGAAGUCGCCGCACAGGGACGCCGAAAAGGGGCUGCCUUCUGCAGCAACAGAGCCUGGAGCUGACGGGCAGCCCGCGCCACCCUGGAUCACCGUCACUUGGCAGCAGCGGCAAGGGGCCCCAGACCAGCCACCCAGCCAGGAAGACAAGCCUGGAGUGCGGACCCCGAAGUCUGAAAUGGGAAAGCAAGCUCAGGCGCCUGAGAGAGCCCAGGAGCCCAUGAAGCAAGCUGACUUUGUCCGCAGCAAGUCUUUCCUGAUAACCCCUGCUAAACCCGCUGUGGACCGGAGGCAGGGGGCAAAGGUCGCCCUCAAGGAGGGGCUGCAAAGAGGCAUCUCAUUGUCCCAUCAGAACUUGGCUCAGUCUGUAGUAAUGAUGGAGAAGGAACUGCACCAGCUGAAGAGAGCCAGCUAUGCCAGCGUGGAUCAGCCAUCCUGGAUGGAACUUGCCAGAAAGAAAUCUCAAGCUUGGAGUGAUAUGCCCCAAAUUAUAAAAUAGGUUGGCUGUGUGCUGAUAAAGAAUGUCCACUACCUUGACGGGCCACUUGGUUUAAAACUGCCAGUAAAUCAUGGCAAACAAACUGUGAAACUUAAGAUUGAUUUUAUCAUCAAGUUAGGAGGAGCUUGGGGAAGAGGCAGGAACCAACAAAACAAAGAGGACAAACACACAGCCAUCAUCCUGGGCCAGAGGGGCCCAAAGACAAGAACAACAUUUUAAAAGUCCAACAAUGAGUUCCUGUGCCCAGAGGUGUGAAUUCCUUUGAUAAAGAGGCCUCAGACAAGGAAGAAAAGGGAAGUGAAAUGAGAACGCAAACAUAGUUCUCCUGCAAGACCAGAGAAGCCAAUUCAGGAGGACAGGUGUCUGUGCUCCCACUUGAGACCAGCCGCGUCUGCCCCACUGUCUUGCCUGUGGAUCCCGUCUUCUUUUAUGUUUACCACCAGGCAUGGCAUUUAUGGUAAACCAGGGGUGCCGUUUCCAAGAGCAG
This is a messenger RNA of Cynocephalus volans (Philippine flying lemur), 3319 nucleotides long. It is a transcript of the gene CRACDL, whose product is annotated as CRACD like. NCBI's taxonomy places the organism in Eukaryota, Metazoa, Chordata, Mammalia, Dermoptera, Cynocephalidae. The transcript is spliced from 9 exons. The coding region runs from base 1 to 2832 and encodes 943 amino acids. The record is from RefSeq and is a predicted model, not a curated record.